CGAAACCUGGUAUGGUCAGAGAUCAUCAAUGGCAGGAGAGGUCAUGUCGGACCGAGAAGUACCCAAGCAAUGAGUCUCGGAGACGCCUUUAACUUUCGAGGCCUCAUCAGACCUGCGGCUGUGGAUCUCGAAGCGACAACAACUGCAUUGCCCGGUAGUGUACAAGCACGCACCUAUCAAGAUAUACCGGGUCUGUUACGGCAGUCCCUGUCACCGCCGCAGCUGCACCAAGAACGCGAAGCGGCAAACCAUCUUGCGCCUGAAUCGUCGUGGCCUCCGCACUCGUCGGAGUUCGUUCAGACGCAGUCCACCAAUGCUGCUCCAGACGUCUACAUCGAUGUAGGACCAGAUCCCUCGCUUUCACCUCCAGACAGCCGACCGCCCGCAUCUCCUGCCCCUGUUGAGCCGGGCUUUGAUGAAGCUGCACAGAAUUCGUUUGCCGCUGUUCUUCGACCCUCUUAUUUUAAGAGCAAUCCACGACAGGCAGCGCAGACCCUCCUUUCCCUAUUAGAGGCCAAUGCUACUACAUCUCGUGCAGCGGCGACCUACCAGACUCGAAGUAUGAGCUUGGAGGACCGCAAGAGCUUGAUUGCCGAUCUCAGAGCAGCAGACAAUAAUGCAUUCUGGGGUGCUCUGCUGGACGAUGUCAGAGGUCGGCGUAUGCUAGCUUCGUGGCUACGGAGCACCAUUGAUUACCCAGAGUGGGGACCGACGCGCCUUUCACUGUUGAGACUGUUGAGCGCUAUGCCCGUCCUAUUUGGUCACCUCGUAGACGAUGAGACUGGCAAUUGUCUGGUGAAGGCCGUCAACGUCGUUGUGAAGAACGCUCCACCCAAAGCAAGAGAUUUGGCCAUCGAGCUGAGAGACCAAUGGAAGCGCAUGGUCGUGCCUUCCGCCCAAGUGGACCAGGCUGCCGCCAACCAGGCCAAGAGAGCUGCCGCUACAAGUAGUGCCGAGGCUCCACCGAGCAAGAAGUCCAAGGGCACCGCCGCCGUAGUAAGCACCAGCGGAGGCCCGUCCGGCCCUGCGCCCGGUCCUAUGCAAACAAUGAGCAAUCUAGCCCAGUCUUCUGCCUACCUUACAGCAGUGAACCACUUGGCGAACCCUCCGGGCCUCUCUGCCGGCGCUGCCAAUAAGCUGGCCGCAAGUACUGGCCAACAGCGCGCUGGUGACCUGCAAGGUAUGGCGAAGAAGACGGUGACUCGUCUUGAUGCUGAUCUGAAACCUGUCUGCUCUAAUUGCAAGACGGUCUUGCUGCCUGGCGUGACUUCUACGACGCGAGUCAAAGCAUCUGGACCACAUGGCCAAACAAUCGAGCAAGUGUGCAUGAAGUGCAAAGAGAAAACGAGGAAGGUUCCAGCCCCGUCAACGACGAAGCUCGCUGGCAAACGCCUCGCUGUAGAUGUCGAUGACGACAGCGAUGGUCCCAAGAAAGUCGGGCUUGCCCGCAAGCCGGCUUCGAUGACCGGCUCCAGUGCCAAGACGACGACCUCUACCGCCAAGCGUGCGACUGGCUCCAAAGACAUGUUCAGCGAUCUACUCAAAGGUCCGCCUUCGUCUAAAGUCAAGUCGGCACAGCCUUCGUCUACUGUGAAGCAAGAGGCAACAGCUCCGAUAGCUCCCGGAAAGCCGAAGAAGAAGGUCAGAUGGAGGGACGACAAUCUACUGGAGGUCAGAGUAUUCGAAAGCAUCGUCGACAUUGACGAGGAAGUGCAUGCAUCCAUCGAGGACCGAGGAUUGCACGGACUUGAGUCGGAUGAAGGUAGCGCGCUACGGAAAGCUGCCCAUGCGUAUGAGCUGGAAGAGGAGCUUGACUGGUAUGAGCCACUAGACGUCGUAUGCCCCGAUCCUUCCCCCGUCAGAGGCACGGAGAGCGAGGAGUCUGGAAGACUGGAAGCUCGGGAGCGGUCCGUCCUGUCUGCCGUCUAUGUAGAGCCCUCUGAUGUACCACCUUCCGCUGGAGAGCCCUAUGAGGCUCGUGCGUCUGAUCCCGCUCACGUCAUUCAAGACAUUGCUCUGCCUGAAGCAUGGCACGCCCCGGCCUCUUCUAGUGGACCAAUCGAUCUUGAGCAAUUGAUGAGACAGAUUGCCGGAGGGAGCGUGACCUCGGCUGCGGGUGUACCGGCCACCUCCCUGGAGUCACUGGGCAUCUCUUCAGACGGUCUGCAACAGCUGCUCAUGAACAGCGGCGGCGGCGGAGGAGUUGGAGGAGUGAAUGUUUUGCCCAUGGCUAACCCUACCAACUCUUGGAAUGCCGGAACGAAUUACAACCAGCAAGGAGGUCCGCACGCUCAAUCGCACUAUCAUCAGCAAGCACAGCCUCAAAUGCCGCAACACCCCGGUCCUCCACCAUCCUUUGCACACGGUGGGUAUCAGUCUCAAGCUCCUGGUCUUCCUCCUCAAGAGGCAGGGUACCGCACAGCUCCUGGGGGCAGGGGUGGAUAUGCAGGAGCCCAGGGUGGACCAGGUGGGGGUCGAUGGGGUGGAAGGUGAAGAGAAGGGAAUGAAAGGGGAUAGGAGGCCUUUAAACGCAAUUGCUCGUUGAGCCCAAGUAUGGGUGUGUCACUCUGGUUCCAAAUAUAUCUUUACGGCAGCCGCUGAAGCCAUA
Microstroma glucosiphilum is the source of this 2608-nucleotide messenger RNA. RefSeq lists its product as hypothetical. Bases 70 to 2493 code for a protein of 807 amino acids. Gene Ontology annotation, biological process: RNA processing. Lineage: Eukaryota; Fungi; Basidiomycota; Exobasidiomycetes; Microstromatales; Microstromataceae. The record is from RefSeq and is a predicted model, not a curated record. The transcript is spliced from 4 exons.